CUCUGCAUAAUACCAAGCUCUUUGCGGGCUAAAUUCCCUACACGUGAUGAUACAAGCCGCCUGAGGGGUACCCCAAGCCUCGCUAAACAUGGUGCCAUGCACAGCGGGCAAUACCACCAGCUGACUAGAAGUUGAAAAAAAGCGGAUCACCAACACUGAAUAUCAAAAGGAUUUACUCUGAGGCCGGACUUCCACAAUUUGAUCCCUCAAGCCUUAGAUAUGUGCGCAAUCGCGUGCCAGCUGGUUAUGGAACACUUUGACUGGUGUGAAAGAGCGUAGUCUUGGAUUCAUUGGAUUGCCCGCGGAACAGUCAGCUACUGUAUUGCGAUCCUUCAUGACAAUCGCAUCUCUUUCUGACCUCCCGAUACUCAAAUACCUCCUCGCCCUCGACGAAAGUUUCCUCGCGGAAGUGGGUUCGCAUCAUUGUUUCUCAAGACAUGUCCUACAAUCUAGACGUCGAGACUCUGCGUGAUUCAGAGUAUGGUCAUUUGAAUGGCAAAACUUAUCUGGACCAUGGCGGAACAACGCUAUACGCUAAAUCUCUGGUACAAGAGUUUGCGCAGGAUCUUCUCAGUAAUCUCUACGGCAACCCACAUUCUGCAUCGACGCCUUCAUCUAUAGCAGGCCACAGAGUUGACGCCGUUCGAAUAAAGGCCCUCCGAUUUUUUGGCGCUGAUCCAGAACAUUAUGAUCUUAUUUUCGUCUCGAAUGCGACCGCUGCGAUCAAGCUUGUCAUGGAAUGCGUAAAAGACUAUGUCGCUCAUGAGAACAAAAAUGGGAAAAAUGGGUUUUGGUAUGGGUAUCACAAGGACGCGCACAACAGCGUGGUGGGAGUGAGGGAACACGCGACAACAUCAAGAUGUUUCAUCAAUGAUGAUGAAGUGGAAGAUUGGAUAAGACUGGGUACAACAGUUCACUCACGCGAUGAAGUGGGACUGUUUGCCUAUCCAGGACAAUCAAACAUGACUGGUCGCCGACUUUCUCCUUCUUGGUCUGCACGAAUCAGGGAAUCUAGUCAUGGAAGGACAUUCACUUUGCUCGAUGCCGCUGCCCUUGCAACAACCUCUCCUCUCGACUUAAGUGAUCCUGCCGCUAGCCCAGACUUUGUCAGCGUCUCCUUCUACAAGAUUUUCGGGUUCCCUGAUGUUGGCGCUUUGAUCAUACGUAAAGCAGCUGGUCACCUCUUACAACGUCGCCGCUACUUUGGCGGAGGCACGAUUGACAUGGUCAUUGCAAUUGGGGGUACCAGCCAUGUCAAACGUGAUUCCUCACUGCACGACCAACUUGAAGACGGCACGCUUCCUUUCCUCUCCAUCUUCGCUCUCGAUAUUGCCAUUGAUGUUCAUGCUCGCCUUUUCACGUCCAUGGCACGUAUUUCAAGUCACACGGCAUUCCUGGCUUCAUAUCUAUACGACAAUCUUCAGCAUCUCCAUCACGAAAACGGCUCAUCACUUCUCCGGAUCUACACAGACGAUGCUUCAAGCUAUGGCAAGCCUACUCUGCAGGGUGCUACUAUCGCUUUCAAUGUGUACACUUCUGAAGGCAAGCUCAUACCUUGCCAGUUUAUUGAAAAGCUCGCAGACAACGAGGGUAUCUAUAUCCGCAGUGGAUCGCUGUGUAACCCGGUGGCAUCGCGACAUAUCUCGGCUACACACCACAGGACCUGAAGCGAGCGUUUGCUCUCGGCAACCGUUGCAGCAAGCCUCUCUCGGACGUUGAUGGGAAUCCGACCGGAGUGGUAAGGGUGAGCCUGGGUGCGAUGAGCACACGACAAGAUGUUGAUAUAUUGGUCUCGUUUUUGGUUGCCAAGGUAUCGUCGAUCAAGGGUCGAGACCUGGUUCGGAGU
Molecule: messenger RNA, 1846 nt
Organism: Aureobasidium pullulans EXF-150
Lineage: Eukaryota; Fungi; Ascomycota; Dothideomycetes; Dothideales; Saccotheciaceae
Product: PLP-dependent transferase
Exons: 4
Coding region: 438-1667 (409 amino acids)
Biological process (GO): molybdopterin cofactor metabolic process
Molecular function (GO): molybdenum cofactor sulfurtransferase activity
Source: RefSeq, a predicted model, not a curated record